UGUCAAACCAACAUUAGCAAUCGCUUGAAUCUAGCCAUUUCGAUUAAUCCGUAUAUUUCAAAAUUUAAAACCCAAAUAUCAACCUAACUGUUAAUCACCACCGUUCAUCCUCAUCAUCAACCUCUAUCAAUCCAACAAUUAUUAAUUAAAAGAUAUCAGCCGGUAGAUCUCCCGUUAAUAUCUCUCACCUUUUAAAUAUAAAACGCCUUUCUCAGGGUUGCCACUGUCUUCUCACUCUCACUCUACUCACUUCAUUUCUGAUCAUUUCUCUCUCAAUCAACUCAUCAGGAAAUAUGAGGGAAAUCCUACAUGUUCAGGGUGGUCAGUGUGGCAACCAGAUUGGAUCAAAGUUCUGGGAAGUUGUGUGUGAUGAACAUGGAAUCGAUCCAACUGGAAAGUAUGUUGGAAAGUCGGAUUUGCAGUUGGAACGCGUUAAUGUUUACUACAAUGAAGCUUCUUGCGGAAGGUUUGUCCCACGUGCCGUUCUCAUGGAUCUGGAGCCUGGCACCAUGGAUAGUGUUAGAACUGGUCCCUAUGGGCAGAUCUUCCGCCCUGACAACUUUGUAUUUGGCCAAUCUGGUGCUGGUAAUAAUUGGGCAAAAGGACAUUAUACCGAGGGUGCAGAACUUAUUGAUUCAGUUCUAGAUGUUGUGAGAAAGGAAGCUGAGAACUGUGACUGCCUGCAAGGAUUUCAAGUCUGCCAUUCUCUUGGCGGGGGGACUGGUUCUGGGAUGGGUACCUUGUUGAUUUCAAAAAUAAGAGAAGAAUACCCUGACAGGAUGAUGCUUACGUUUUCUGUGUUUCCAUCACCAAAGGUCUCGGAUACCGUGGUAGAACCUUACAAUGCCACCCUUUCUGUUCAUCAGUUGGUAGAGAAUGCAGAUGAAUGCAUGGUGUUGGAUAACGAAGCCCUGUAUGAUAUCUGUUUCAGGACUCUAAAGCUUACAACUCCAAGCUUUGGUGAUCUUAACCACUUGAUUUCUGCAACAAUGAGUGGAGUUACCUGCUGCCUUCGGUUCCCUGGUCAACUGAAUUCUGACCUCCGCAAGCUGGCUGUAAACUUGAUUCCGUUCCCUCGUCUACAUUUUUUCAUGGUUGGGUUUGCUCCUCUGACUUCACGUGGUUCUCAGCAGUAUCGUACCCUUACAGUUCCUGAGCUGACCCAGCAAAUGUGGGAUUCAAAGAAUAUGAUGUGUGCUGCUGACCCACGACAUGGCCGUUAUCUCACUGCUUCAGCCAUGUUUAGGGGUAAAAUGAGUACCAAGGAAGUAGAUGAGCAGAUGAUCAAUGUUCAAAAUAAGAACUCCUCUUACUUUGUGGAAUGGAUUCCCAAUAAUGUGAAAUCAAGUGUCUGUGACAUUCCCCCGAGGGGCCUUUCAAUGGCGUCGACUUUCAUUGGGAACUCGACCUCUAUUCAGGAGAUGUUCAGAAGAGUGAGUGAGCAAUUUACUGCUAUGUUUAGGAGGAAGGCUUUCUUGCACUGGUACACUGGUGAAGGUAUGGAUGAAAUGGAAUUCACUGAAGCAGAAAGUAACAUGAAUGACUUGGUCUCAGAAUACCAGCAAUAUCAGGAUGCAACUGCUGAUGAGGAAGAUGAGUAUGAGUACGAGGAAGAAGAAGAAGGCGCGGACCAAAUGGCAUAAUCCUAUGCUUGAACUUGGUCUAUCACAUAUGCUUAUAUCGUCUUUGAAUUGGUUGAGAGUCCGUCUUAGGAAGGGACAAACCUGAUGUAGACUAAAAAUUUGAGUACUUGCUAUAUAUUGUUCUGCUCUCCAUGUCAACUGGGUAAUAAUGGUAGAUAUCUCAAGGGGACAGAGUUUAGUGAUGUUGUUUUGAUAUCCAAUUCUAGUUCGGUUAUUGGACCUAUUUCUGAUGUGCUAUGAUUUCAUGACUGCAAACAUUAUAUUUGUUGGUAAAUUUGUGCGUGCUAUGAGUUUCUUGCUA
Messenger RNA from Daucus carota subsp. sativus, 1944 nucleotides. RefSeq names its product tubulin beta-1 chain. Gene Ontology annotation, molecular function: GTPase activity; GTP binding; structural constituent of cytoskeleton. Gene Ontology annotation, cellular component: cytoplasm; microtubule. The transcript is spliced from 4 exons. Lineage: Eukaryota; Viridiplantae; Streptophyta; Magnoliopsida; Apiales; Apiaceae. The coding region runs from base 294 to 1643 and encodes 449 amino acids. The record is from RefSeq and is a predicted model, not a curated record. Gene Ontology annotation, biological process: mitotic cell cycle; microtubule cytoskeleton organization.